Lactuca virosa is the source of this 1270-nucleotide messenger RNA. The record is from the annotation of a GenBank genome assembly. NCBI's taxonomy places the organism in Eukaryota, Viridiplantae, Streptophyta, Magnoliopsida, Asterales, Asteraceae.
CUCUCUCUCUCUCUCUCUCUCUCUCUCUCUCCUUUUCAAACACACACUUGAAGGCUGGUGAAAAGAUGAGUGUGGGUAUGUUACGGUGGUUUCAGGUGGCUCCGGUGGUUGUGGUGGUGGCAUUAUGGGUAGUAUUAAUGUGUGAUGCAGAAUGUGGUUACGAAGGCAUCUUCAACUUUGGGGAUUCAAAUUCCGACACUGGUGGUUUUUGGUCAGUGUUUCCCGAAGCUCCACCGCCGAAUGGCAUGACAUAUUUUAAACGUCCAGCUGGCCGUGCUUCCGAUGGUCGUCUUAUCAUUGACUUUAUAGCGGAGAGGAUAGGGAUUCCAUUUGUGAGCCCAUACAUGAAGUCAAUUGGAUCGGAUUACAAGCACGGUGCUAAUUUCGCAACACUCGCAUCAACCGUACUCUUACCACAAACAUCCUUGUUUGUCUCCGGGCUCAGCCCUUUUGCAUUGCCCAUUCAACUCAACCAAAUGAAAUAUUUCAAGUCCCAAGUCGAUGAACUUUAUUCCCAAGGAUCAUCAAAUCUUCAUCUACCUGAUAUUUUUGGAAAAUCACUUUAUACAUUUUACAUCGGUCAGAAUGAUUUUACAUCUGAUUUAGAUAAAAGUGGUAUCAAUGGGGCUAAACAAAAAAUUCCUCAAGUGCUUUCACAAAUUACAAGCACAAUUAAGGAAUUACAUGGGUUAGGAGGUCGUACGUUUUUUGUACAAAAUUUGGCACCUAUAGGAUGUUACCCCGCAUUCUUGGUGCAACUUCCUCAUGGUGAUAAAGAUAUUGAUGAAUUUGGGUGUUUCAUUUCAUACAACAAUGCAGUAGUCGAAUACAACAACAUGCUCCAAGAUGCGUUAAGCCAAACGAGACAAGAACUCCCAAAUUCUAAUGUUAUUUAUGUUGAUUCACACAAAGCUUUGUUAGAGAUUUUCCAACAUCCAACUUCUCAUGGUCUGAAGUAUGGCACGAUAGCUUGUUGUGGAAAUGGGGGUGGUUCGUAUAAUUAUAAUCCUCGAGUGUUCUGUGGGAACACUAAGUUCAUAGAUGGACAAAAUCUCACUGCCUCAGCUUGUGAGGAUCCCGAAAACUAUGUGAGUUGGGAUGGAGUCCAUAUUACGGAGGCUGCAAGCAAGAUUGUUGUUGAUGCCAUCCUUAGUGGCGGCGAUGACUUCACGGAUCCUCCUUUUGAGAUUGGUUGUUAACUUUGGAAUAGUUUUUUUAUUUGCAAAAAAUCAUUAGAGAAUAAAUAAAGUGGAUCAGUAAAGCAGUACAA